AUAUAGAGAAAAAAAGAAAUAUAAAGGAUAAGGUUGAAGACCGCCGCAAUAUGAUUGAACAUCCUUGGACUUAAAUAUACAUCACUCCUGCGUAGAAUUUUUCCCCCCUCAGAUGAUCCUAGGGGCCCCUCCUAUAUAUAUAAACAGCUUGCACGGCACGAGUGGACCACGCAGUAGCACGAGCUAUAACUAACGUCGUACGUACAGAAAGGCCUUGUCUUGUUGUUAUAUCUUAAAGGUCAAUCGAGAGCUAGCAAUGGAAGUCAAAGUGCAGAGCUCCAAGCUCGUGAAGCCCGCUUUUAUUGCCGCGCCGCCCCGUGAACAUGAUGAUGAGUACGUCCCCUUGUCUGUGUUCGACACGGUCACGUACCAGAUGCAGAUGGCCAUCAUCUACGCUUUCCCGCCGCCGGCCCCGUCCACGGCUGCCAUCGAGAAGGGCCUUGCAGCGGUGCUGGCCGAGUACCGCACCUUCGCGGGGCAGAUCCGCGUGCCCCGUGACGGCGGCACGGCCGCGGUGCUGCUGAACGACCACGGCGCACGCAUCGUGGAGGCUACUGUGGACGCCAACUUCGUGGACUUGGCGCCCGCCAAGCCCACCCCGGAGCUGCUGCUGCUGCACCCGGACAUCGAGCAGGAGCUCCAAGAGGUGGUGCUCUUGCAGCUCACCCGGUUCCGGUGUGGCUCCCUCGCCAUCGGGUUCACGUCCAACCACGUCGCGGCCGACGGCCACGCCACCAGCAACUUCCUCGUGGCCUGGGGACGCGCCACCAGGGGCCUCCCCACGGGCCUGCCGCCUCCCGUGUACUACCAGCCGGGCCAGUUCAAGCCGCGCCCCUCACCCGGACCCGGCCGCGUCGUCGACGACGACUUUGACCACCGCAGCAGGGAGUACUACCACCUGCCGUCGCCUGCUGCUGACAACAACCACGGCUACGGCGACGAGGACGUGAUCGACAGCAUCGUCAUCCACAAGGCGCACUUCACCAAGGAAUUCAUCGCGGGGCUCCGCUCCAGGGCGUCGGAGGGCCGCGGCCGGCCGUUUAGCCGGUUCGAGACCAUCCUGGCGCACCUCUGGCGCACCCUCACGCGCGCCCGCGCGCUGAGCCCCGACGAGACCUCGCAGAUCCGCCUGUCCGUCGACGGCCGCCACCGCCUCGGCCUGCCCGCCGAGUACUUCGGCAACCUGGUCCUCUGGGCGUUCCCUACCGCGACGGUCGCCGACCUGCUGGCACAGCCGCUGAAGCACGCGGCGCAGGUGAUCCACGACGAGGUGGCCCGCGUGGACGGCAACUACUUCCGGUCGUUCAUCGACUUCGCCACGUCGGGCGCCGUGGAGAAGGAGGGGCUGGCGCCCAGCGCCGUCUGCAAGGACGUGCUGUGCCCGAACGUGUCGGUGGACAGCUGGCUCACGUUCCCGUUCUGCGAGCUGGACUUCGGCACGGGCAGCCCGACCUACUUCAUGCCUUCCUACUACCCCAGCGAGGGGACGCUCUACCUGGUGCCGUCCUUCGGCGACGGCAGCGUCGACGCCUUCGUGCCCGUAUUCAAGCACAACCUCGAGGCCUUUAAGGAAUGCUGCUACCACGUGGAGUAGCUAUCGCUAUUAUUAUUAGGGCCGGUUUGAUAGCUGAGCCAACAAAUUAGCUCUGCCACAUCGGAGCUAAUAAUUCUUUUCGCCAACUAGUUAGAUAGCUAAUUUUUCUAGCCAUAUAUAUAUAUGUAUCAAACAGCUCCUAAAAUAAUUUAUGAGAUGUCUUGUAUUUUUCUAAACAUGAUUGAAUAAAGAAAACAGGCUCUCAGAAACAAUUUUACGCA
Molecule: messenger RNA, 1815 nt
Organism: Zea mays
Lineage: Eukaryota; Viridiplantae; Streptophyta; Magnoliopsida; Poales; Poaceae
Product: putrescine hydroxycinnamoyltransferase 3
Exons: 1
Coding region: 257-1594 (445 amino acids)
Molecular function (GO): acyltransferase activity, transferring groups other than amino-acyl groups
Source: RefSeq, a predicted model, not a curated record